AUGGGUUACUGCAACUACUUCGACCACUUGCUGCCGUGGUACGACAUGCGAGAAAAACACAACGUCCUGUUCAUCACCUACGAGCAGCUUAAAGCGGACACAAAAGGGCAGAUCCUCAGGAUUGCAGACUUCAUCGGCAGCGAUCAUGGAGCAAUUUUGCGAGAAGACGCUGAUACACUUGAAAAAAUCUUGGAUUCGAGCAGCAUGCAAAGUAUGAAAAUGCUUCACAAUGAUGAUCCCGAGGAGAGAAUGAUAAAGUUUUCUGGUAUAUCUAAGAAUACGCCCGUGACUCGUGACGAAGAUUCCUAUGUCACUCCAUCCGAGUCAAGGCAUGAAGGAUCGGGAUACGUCAGAAAGGGAGCUGUUGGAGACUGGAGGAACCACUUCACUGCUAAGCAGAUCGAACUUACAAAGGCAUGGAUUGCGGAAAAAUGUAAAAACUCAACUGUCAUGGAGCUGUGGGCCGACCUGGACCUUCCAUGA
This is a messenger RNA of Dermacentor albipictus, 483 nucleotides long. RefSeq names its product sulfotransferase 2A8-like. Gene Ontology annotation, biological process: sulfation. The record is from RefSeq and is a predicted model, not a curated record. Gene Ontology annotation, molecular function: sulfotransferase activity. NCBI's taxonomy places the organism in Eukaryota, Metazoa, Arthropoda, Arachnida, Ixodida, Ixodidae. Gene Ontology annotation, cellular component: cytoplasm.